Molecule: messenger RNA, 7320 nt
Organism: Oryctolagus cuniculus (rabbit)
Lineage: Eukaryota; Metazoa; Chordata; Mammalia; Lagomorpha; Leporidae
Gene: TM6SF1
Product: transmembrane 6 superfamily member 1
Cellular component (GO): lysosomal membrane
Source: RefSeq, a predicted model, not a curated record
GCGCGGGCGCCGCCGGAAGCGGGCGGGGCGCGGGCGGGAUGCGGUGAGGAGCGAGCGGCGCGGCGGCGGCGGCGAUGAGUGCUUCGGCGGCCACCGGGGUCUUCGUGCUGUCCCUCUCGGCCAUCCCGGUCACCUACGUCUUCAACCACCUGGCGGCCCAGCGCGACUCCUGGACAAUUGUAGGGGUGGCUGCCUUCAUCCUGCUGCUGGUGGCCUUGCUGGCCCGGGUCCUUGUCAAAAGAAAACCGCCCCGGGACCCGCUGUUCUAUGUGUAUGCGGUUUUCGGAUUUACGAGCGUGGUGAACCUCAUCAUCGGGCUGGAGCAAGAUGGGAUCAUCGACGGCUUCAUGACCUACUACCUGAGAGAGGGUGAACCCUACCUGAACACCGCCUACGGCCACAUGAUCUGCUACUGGGACGGCUCGGCGCAUUACCUGAUGUAUCUCGUGAUGGUGGCAGCCAUAGCCUGGGAGGAAAGUUACAGAACCGUCGGCCUCUACUGGGUUGGAUCCAUUAUAAUGAGCAUUGUUGUCUUCGUGCCCGGGAACAUUGUAGGGAAGUAUGGAACACGAAUUUGCCCAGCUUUCUUCUUAAGUAUACCAUACGCGUGUCUUCCUGUCUGGGCUGGUUUCAGAAUUUAUAAUCAGCCGGCAGAAACUUGUAAUUAUCCCUCAAAGGUUGUGCAGGAAGCUCAAGCCAAGGACCUGCUGAGGCGCCCGUUUGAUUUCGUGCUGGUCCUGUGGCUCCUGCUGGCGACCGGGUUCUGCCUGUUCCGAGGCCUGAUUGCAUUGGAUUGCCCCGCGGAGCUCUGCCGACUCUACGCCCAGUUCCAAGAGCCCUACAUCAAGGAUCCUGCUGCUUACCCUAAGAUUCAGAUGCUGGCGUCCAUGUUCUACUCCGUCCCCUACUUCGUGAUCGCGCUGUACGGCUUGGUGGUCCCUGGGUGCUGCUGGAUGCCGGACAUCACGCUGAUACACGCGGGAGGCGUCGCUCAGCCCCGUGCCUGGCCGGGAGGAGCUGUUCCGCGAAAUCUUACUGCAUGGAACUGAAGUGAAACUGUCCAUGGAAUUAGCGCACAAAGCGCAAAGGUAGCACUCAGCAAACAAACCGAUCUUCUGAACAAAGAGAUUAAAGUAAUUGUAUCCCCUUAACAGAAAUUUAAAAAUAACUUUAAAUUUCAUUUUUAUAAUUAUAUACUCGUGCUAUAUAAAUAGACAAGUUAGAAUUUACAGGGUUGAAAAACACAGUAUUUGUGGGGGCAUAUUUGGGUUAAAUCCUUCCAAUCUGAAGCCCUUUGUUACAAAGUUAGAAUAUUGGCAUCAGAGAAGCGGAUGCAGCAAGGGAAGUGAGCAUUCCUGCUCUGAGCACCCAGACCUGGGAAUUCAGGCCUCCGUCUGGGGGUCUUUGCUUUUGUCUUUUCCAACAGCAGCCGCGAGGGAGCGGCUUCCAGUUUCGUUUUUAGCCACUACUGCUCCCAGGCUCGCAUAUUUGGUUUCACACUUGGCUGUCUCACAGGCACCUCAGAUUUUAUGUCUAGAGCAGGACUCCUGUUGAUUCUAUGUAUAAAUUAUCCACCCAAAAAACCUCGGGAGUAAUUUACACCUGCCAUGCGCUCCCCUCCCUGUCGAGCCCCUCUCUAGGUCUGGCUAGUUGUCUCCAGAGUGAUUCGCAGAUCCAUCCAUUCUCUCCCAGCUCCGCUGCACUGGCCUGAGUUCUCAGGAGCUCACGCACCCCGAGGCUGCCCAGACUCCAGCUCUUGUUCGUUUCAAGAUCACGCGGGGCAUUUUCAAGGGGCAGGCCUGGUCAAGGUCAUGUGCCGCAGGAGACACAGCCUGACGCACUCAUGGUAUUACCUUCGCAUCUUUAUUUUAUUUUUAAUUUUUAAUUCCCUGUUGCAAGAUGAGGAAACCGGGCCCAGGACGGCUUUGGUUCACUUGCCUCAGGUUGCAGGCUCGAAGAUGGCAGAGUAGAGACAGGGAAUGCUGGCAGAGUGCACGCCCACCUCUGCCCUGCAUCCCUGAGCUCUGAGCCCGAAGAUGGCAGAGUAGAGACAGGGAAUGCUGGCAGAGUGCACGCCCACCUCUGCCCUGCAUCCCUGAGCUCUGAGCCGUUAGCUAAGGCCCAAAGGUAGAUGCUGGAUGUGGCACAGGGCAGUUGAGAGCCUCCAGGGACCGGGGGGGGGGGGGGCAGGGGCACCUAAGCUGAUCUCUGAGGCUUUAUAGGGCCAAGUCUCCCCAGGAAACACCAGGAGGAGGCAUUUAGGGGUGGGAGGGAGCAGAGUAAGCCUUGGCUUUGGUUUUCUUGGUCCCCAGAUCUGUUCUCCUGUAUCCUCCACUACAGGGGGCCUCACAUCCAUCUCCCUCUGGCUGGCUUUUAUUGGUUUUUACUAUGCAUUUUUAUUUAUCCAAGACAGAGACACAGAGAUCUGCGUGCUGGUUCACUCCCCAAAUGCCCUACCAAUAGCCAGUGUUGGGCUAGGCUGAAGCCAGGGUCAGGAACUCAAUGUGGAGUUUCCCACGUGGGUGGCAAUGACCCAGCUGCUUGAGCCAUCACCUGCUCCCUCCCAGGGUGCACAGCGCAGGAAGCUGGAAUUGGGAGCAAAGCCAGGAUGGCAGCCCAGGGCCCAGAGCCCAGCACCAGCCCCACGCCAGGCCUUUCCUCUGCAUGCGGUGCGCCCCGGCCUGCCCUGCACUGGCCCCGGGUGCAGCAGCAGCGUUGUCAGCUAGGAGGCUAGCAGAGACGUGGCACCUGGGGCUCCUGCUGGGUGGUGCUGCGAAGGGCAGUGUGGCCCACAGAGCUGCAGCCUCAGGCAGAUCUCAGGGCCUGCGGCCACUCCUGGGCUUUGUCCCAAGCUCCUCUCUUGCCAGUGGGUGUCCAGGCCCAGAGCCCGUGACUGUCAGAUGGCUCUCCCAGCCCCCCGGAAACAGCGGCCUAACUCAAGAGUGAGGUGUCGUGCCCGUGGUCCUUGGCCGGGCUCUAACUGAUCAAUUUAUUGGUACUAAUUAGCCUAAGGAAAAAGCAGAGAGGCAUGUGAUCAGAAUCCUGAAUUCCUGAUCCCAGCAACUUCAUCAAAACCUGCUGUUUUGGAAAGACAGCACUCCCGAGACCCAUGCAAUUUAAUAAGAAAAAAAAAUCCUUGAAAAACUUUUAGGUCAGUGGAAGACACAUCGGAUAGUUACUGCAUCCUGGAAUUCAGAUGUAGGAGUUCGUUGGUACUGAAGGCAGGAUUUCUGCCUUCAGAAAUCCAAAGAGCAAUCAAAAUGCAAAAAGAAAUAGAAUAAAGCCAGGACUCAAUUUUAGACUUCCACUGGAGACUUACUCAUAACAACUAUCUUUUUAUAAAUAUUUAUUUAUAAUUUAUUCCAAAGGCAGAGUUACACACACACAGAGGGAGAGAGAGAGAACCAGCCACUGAGUCACUCCACAAAUGGCCACAACGGCAGGAGCUGGGCUGGUCUGAAGCCAGGAGCUUCUUCCAGGUCUCCCACGUGGAUGCAGGGGCCCAAACAUUGGGCCGUCUUCUGCUGCUUUCCCAGGUGCAUUAGCAGGGAGCUGGAUCAGCAGUGGAGCAGCUGAGACAUGACCCAGCACCCAUAUGGGGUGCCGGUGUCACAGGUGGCGGCUUUAUCCGCUGCGCCACAGUGCCAGCCCCACCAACUACCUUUUCCUAGCAAAUCCUUACUGCAGCACUAAGGUGGCAAGUCUGACCUGGAAAGUCCAGUCCACUUGCUGGCAUUGUAUGGUUGGCCCUCUGUAGUGGAGGCUCAGCCACCUUUGAAUGGAAAAUGUAGUUAGGCUAACCGUGGUUUUGCUGCACUGAAUAGGCACAGACUUGUUUGGUCCACUCCCUACACAACACAGUCUAAAAACAUUCACAUAGCACUUAACGUUGUCCUGGGCAUCCUACGUAAAUCAGAGACGGCUUGAAGUAGACAGGUUAUAUGCAAACACCAUGCCACUUUAUAGAAGGGACUGGAACACCCAUGGAUCUGGGUGUCUGCUGUGGUACAGGGGGCCAGCAGCACAUUCUGUGAUGCAAUAGCCCUGGAAAUCGAAUCAGAGGCAACGUGCUCCAUAUGGCUGGGAGCCUGCGCUCUGGAGGCAGACGGCUUCCAACCCCAGCUGUACUCCCGGGCCCGGUGGCGCCGGCUUCUUCGCCCUAACCCUUUCCUCUCCUGGUGAGUGACGGCAGGAAGAGCCGCCCCCUAGCAGAGUUGCUGAGGAUUAAAUGGAAGAGUGCUUGGCACACACCAGCUAUCUCGCUCUUCAUCACUGCUGGGAAACCCCUGGUCGCAAGGUUGCAGGAGAAAUGCCUCACGUUGCCUAGGUGAUGGGUUAGCCUGUAGACAGUGGAACCGACUCCUCAGUGUGUAUUGCACAUAAUUAUUACCUGAAACGUCAGCCUCAGGACUUACAGUGCACUCCCUCCUGCCCCUCAGCCGCCCCCACCAGCUCGCUCCUGACUGGGAGGCACUUGCCAUUUUUGUGUUACUGUUACUACUGAACAUCUUAGCCUUCACAGUAGCCUUUGGGGUCUACCAUCUACAUACUUACUGGCCCUCGCUGGAGACUCUUGACAGCCAUAAGGUCAACGAAGGGAGUUAGAAACAGCCCAGGUGUCCAGCAAAGGAGAGCAGGGAUCCCGGCUGAGCUAUGUAUGUGUCUGUCCUGAGCGGUCCCCGGCUGGGGGUGGGGUCCACCGUGACCGGCUGUCCCAGAUGAGGCCGCCAGAGGCGCCAUGCCUUGCCCGAGGCCCCGCUGCAGGUUUCUGGUGGAGCUGGGAUUUGACUGUAGGUGCCCUGCACCUCUACUAUGCUGCUCAGAAAGCUCUUGAGACAGGUAACAGGGUUCUGACCCUACAGCCUGGCGACUGUUCCGUGUUCACGCUGGCUGUUGCUUGUUACUGUUCGGUGUUCACACUGGCUGUUGCUUGUCAGGGUUCGCGGCGACACAUUAACACUCUUGCAGCAUCUACAGCAUUGUGAUUUUCAGUCACCCUGUCCAGGCUGCCUCCAUAAAUAUAGGACAGUGCUACUAAAAGUGAACCUUUGGGUGCCUUUAGCGGGUCAUUUUCUAAUCAUCCAUUAUGGUAAGAAAUCAGAGUAUAUCUCAAUGACUUCUGUAAACAGUGAUCUUGAACGACAUAGAAAAAAAUGACUGUUAGGACUCAAGCUCAUGUUCCUGAGUUGUGGAGAAAUUUCUGGGCCCGGAAACCUUAGGAGGCCCCACAAGCAGGGAAACCACUCCCACGCCUGCCCCCAGCCGCUGCCUUGGGAAGGGAGGGGUCCUCAGGUGAGACUGCGUUUUGUUUGGAACUUUGCAGCCAUGAAAACAUAACAGGAUUCCACCCGGGGGAGCAAACCGUGUGGCUGGGUGCCCCCCUAAAUGCGCCAGAACUCGGCGCAGUCGCAGGAGAGCUUCCUAAUUCAGAGCACAGAAAGAGGCUCUGGGGAUCUCUUGGACUCCGACAGCCACAAGACCACUGUUGCUGAAUGUUUAUUGGGCUUGAACAAUGCGACACAUCAGACACAGGACCUGCCCCGUGGGCUUACAGUCUAAGGACACAAAUGAGGCUUUAGUGCUGCUGUCUGUGAGAAUGAGGUAUUCACUGCCCUGGCGGUGCAGGAAACGGGCCUCCAGGACCCCACUUCCCUAUCAGGCGGGCACGACUGCUCGUGUUCUUUGAAAGCUGGUUGGCCUUCCCCAGUUGUGCCGAUCUUGUGAUGUGAGCAAGUGUUUAUAAAGGUAGAGCCACCAGGAACCCCUGCCUCUGAGACCGGCUAUAUAUUCAGAAAAACGCGGCCAUUCAAAAUAGGCUUUAGGGAAACACAGUGGCCGGAGCCAGGCUCCGCUGCAGCUUUCCUGGAAUGUCCACAUGGUGGCGCCUCAGGCAGCCCCACCCGUGCCCUUGCUUUCUCAUGGUCGCCUGUCCUUGUAGCCCGCGGGUGCAGAUACACUUGCUGGUUCUGUCUGGGCCUCUGCCUGCGGGAGGUGUGCCAGACGACUUAUGUGCUGGUCUUUGGCCACACAUCACGGGAACUCCUAGCUCGAGAGAGAAGCGCGGCUGUACCCAGGCGCCGUGAACAUGUCGGUGAUUUGUACAACUGCAGUCUAUUAUGGUGUCUGCCACGGAUACAAACUCAUGAAGAGGGCGCCUGGAAAAGCCUGCCCCGUUCCUGUCGUGGCAGAGUCAACAGGCUGUUAUCUUAGCCGACUACACUGACUUCCUAUGGAAGGAAACCCAAGUUCUGUGUUGAAGGCCAAUCAUUUAGCUCUCUUCUUGUCACUUGGGCGACUUCAGAUUACAGUAUCUUCUGUCUCUUCACCGCGACCCCGCUCAACUAAUAAUUUACUGCUUGUUAUAUUUAGAUUCCCCAUCUCUUACGCACAUACAUUUUGAAUUUUGGCAAGAUAUAAAAUGCAGACUCCAAGGUGGGGUGUGUGUGUGUGUGUGUGACAAGAAAAGCCUCCUAAGGACAUCCUCUCAUAGGAGUUUUUAAUCUUGCUGCUAGCAUUACCCUUUCCAAAAUCUUCCUCUGUGCUUAAGUAUAAAAAAAAAAAAAAAAAAACCUGGCACAUCCUGAAUGUGUGUUCUGAACGAGGACGCGAGUACCCUGGGAAGCCCCUGACUUCCCGUUUGGCAAGCUCACACCUCGGAACACAUCCCUCUCUGCACGGUGGCCUGCACGAGCUUCUGCCAUCUUAUACACGGCAACCGUGCCCCUGCCCCACCGAAGCUGUUAGCAGCCUCAUCUUAGAAAAUCACCCUUAGUAUUUCUUCAGUUGUGUAAAAACCAACCACAUGAAGAAACAAACAGAAACUACAUCGGAAGGGGUCUAGAGCCCUUGCUCCAAGGUGCGGUUCAGACUGACAGAUGAGGUGCAGGUGCUUAGUUUAUUAUGCUAAAAGCUUUUAGAGAUCUGUACUUUGUUUUUAUUGGCACACGGUCUGGGAACCACAGCCGAGUCUGUCAUGUAGGACCUCCAGAAUGCACAGCAGAGUUUAGACUUUUCUGCUGGGUCACUGGUGUUUGGAAUGGGGCACUGCCUGGGCUGAGGAACACGUGACAUGAGGAACCUCGCUGAGGAAGGUAUACUUUAUCUGACAGCUGUAUCAGGAAUCGCCUGCAAUUUCAUGAAAGACUACAUUUAACGGAAGACUACCAUAUUCACAACUAGAUGUGCUGAAGGUGUCGGGCCUGUGGGUGAGCCUGGUUUGCAGGGCACAGGAAAGCAGUCUAACCGAACCCUUCAGAACCCAUCACGCAUCCAACCCAACACGGAUUCAUGCUUACUCAUCUUUUUGUUUUUGUUUUAAUG